This is a messenger RNA of Drosophila takahashii, 408 nucleotides long. RefSeq lists its product as uncharacterized. Lineage: Eukaryota; Metazoa; Arthropoda; Insecta; Diptera; Drosophilidae. The record is from RefSeq and is a predicted model, not a curated record.
AUGGACCAGUAUUCGUUUAAACAACUGACUGCCAAGGAGAAAGCCAAGCAGCAAGAGCUGGAAAAUCGGGGCAAGCUGGAUGUGAUGCGAUAUCUUCGUGAAUGUUCUGGAAGAAAGUACGAUAAGCCUGUAACUCUGGCAGAUUGGGACGACGAGAGCAAUUUGGAACAGGAGAUAGUGGACCAGAUGCGCCACAUCGGUUUUAAGUCGUGGGACGAAGAUGCAGACCCUAUGGAACCUCUGAAUUUGCCAGGGUUGCCAGCUUCCAAAAAUCCCUUGGUGCUGGGCACAGGAAAUAAUCAAUUUCCGCUGAUUGUGGAUCCCAAUUACUUCAAUCGGUACAAGACUCCCCGAAUUACAAUUCGCAAGGACCUCUUACCGGGAUAUGAGUCAUUCGAAAGGGAAUAA